AUGGUGAAGGCGCGGGUGACGCGGGAGUCAGCCCAAUGGAGGAGGCAAGCCCAGGCAGUAGUUCGGUCAGCCUACACCGGCGGGGGCACCCAUCGCAGCGUCAGCAAUGCGUCUAGAAAUAGACAAAAAUCACCAGCGCCCAUACCAACUCUACACAAGAUAAGGGUAGACAUACAUGACCAACAGCCAGAGCGCCGUAUGUCACAAGUGGAUGCGGAACUCAGACGACGAUAUGACCAAGCGAUCAACGAUUGUGGUGAUGAGGACAAAAUUAUACAAAUUAGUCUGUACAUGAGUGAGUUAGAGCUCAUGCGUUCACAUUUAGACGAUCAGAUAAACGAACCGUCUCUUAAGAAUUACUCAAGACUUCGGAAUUUUCAAGACGCCUAA
Sphaeroforma arctica JP610 is the source of this 390-nucleotide messenger RNA. RefSeq lists its product as hypothetical. NCBI's taxonomy places the organism in Eukaryota, Ichthyosporea, Ichthyophonida. The transcript is spliced from 2 exons. The record is from RefSeq and is a predicted model, not a curated record. The coding region runs from base 1 to 390 and encodes 129 amino acids.